AUGUCGCUUUCAGAGGCACUCUUGUCGCGGGCCCAGGCCAACAGCUCCCUGCUGGCCGAAAAGGGAGGCUCCUCAGCUUUCCACGGUGGCCCAAAAGGCGGGCUCGCUGCUUUCCUAGCCAGGUCGAGGACGACCCCCGCCGGUGCCGGCACUAACACCACCAGCAAGGGCCAAGGUCUGACUUCCGUACAGAUAGCCUCAUUCCAUGCGCACAAGACCUUGCCGCCCGUCAACUACGCCUCGCAGGCCACCACUCAACUCGUCCGUUCGGUCCGACAGCUUCUCUCGUCCAAUGCGUCCAACUCGACCGCGACCGCCUCGAGGCCGCCUCUCGAGCAUCUCUACAGCAUCACCAACACGCUUAUCAUCCACUCUUCACGUCAGACCCUCGAUGACCUCUACGAUACGAUCAGGAUCGAGUUUGAACGUGCUGCUGGAAGCUUUGCGACCGCGCUGCACAGCUCCGGUUCCGCCAACGAGUCGCUGGCAUCCAAGGCUACAUGGCUGACGCAGCUCCAGUCCAUCUGGUCCAACUGGUGCGAGAAUCUAGCAUUGGUGCGAGACGUCUUGCUGCCCUUAGACCGCUACUUCCUCCAAACCCUCGCAUCUACUACGGCGUCGGAACAGAGCAAGCUGCCCAUCUGGGAUCUGGGCCUCGACAUUUUCGGUCACCGUAUCCUCAAAGAUGCCACGCUGGCUAGCAUGAUCCUCACUCGUAUCGUGGCUGCUAUCGAUGGCGAACGCCAGCAGAGCAUCUCCUACCGAGAGUUGCACGCUUCCGUCGCGGACAUGUUCCGCCAGCUCAAGGCAGAGAGCGUGCUCGACGAAGCCAUUGCCACCGCCACCGUCUCCUUCUACCAAGCAGAAUCUACUGCCGCCAUCGCGGAGCUCUCACCGACCGACUACGUCGAGUACGCCGAUCGUCGCAUCCACGAAGAGCAGCAGCGCAGCGAGUGGGCUUUGCUCACCCAGGACGGACGCGCUGCCAACGUGGCUGCGGCGCGCAAGCAGCUCGUCACGGAGCAUGCCGACAAGAUCCUCGCCGGCUUGCCCGAUCUCAUCACCGCCAAGCAGCUCAGUGGACUCGCCAAGAUCUAUCAGCUGGUCAAGAGUAUCGACCGCCUUUCGGACCUGCGCAAGGCCUUUGCAGAAUACAUCAAGACCCACGGCGCCUCGAUCGUCAACGACCGUGCUAGAGACGACGACAUGAUCGAGAGGCUGCUCGAAUUCAAGUCGUUCAUCGAUGCGAUCGUCUCAACCGGCUUCCAGCGCGACGGCGACUUUGUCCAUGCGCAGAAGGAUAGCUUCGAGGUGUUUGUCAACAAGCGCGAGAACAAGCCUGCCGAGCUCAUAGCCAAGUUCCUCGAUGCCAAGCUACGCAGCGGCAACAAGACCAUGACGGAUCAGGAGCUGGAGCACAACCUCGACGAAGCGCUCAUCCUCUUCCGAUACACGCACGCCAAGGACAUGUUUGAGGAGUUCUACAAGCGUCACUUUGCCAAACGUCUGCUGCUCAACCGCUCGGCUUCGUCGGAUGCGGAGCGCAGCAUGUUGCUCAAGCUCAAGGAGGAGUGCGGUCCUGAAUUUACUGCCAAGCUGGAGACCAUGAUCAAGGAUGUCGACGUUUCCAAGGAUCUCAUGGACGAGUUUGAGCGCUUUGCGACCAAGCAGCGCAAGGACCAAGGCUCGCUCAGCGACGACUUUGACCUCAGCGUGAGCGUGCUGACCCAAGCGCACUGGCCGACGUACCCCAACAUCGAGGUGACGCUGCCGACGGAGCUUGCUGCCGCCGCCGAACGCUUCGAAGCGUUCUACCAGAAGCGUAACAGCGGUCGGCGUCUGCACUGGCAGCACUCGCUGGGCACGCUCUCGAUCACGACGCAAUUCGACAAGGCGGGCGUCAAGGAGCUCCAAGUCAGUACAUUCCAAGCGAUUGUCCUUCUGCUGUUCAACAGCCUCUCGGCAGGGGAGAAGCUCAGCUACGUCGACAUUCGCACACAGACGGGUCUCAACGAUCAGGAGCUCAAGCGUACGUUGCAGAGUCUUGCCUGCGGCCAGAUCCCGACGCGUGUGCUCCGCAAACAUCCGCAAGGCAAAGAAGUCAACGACGACGACGAGUUUGUCUUCAACGACCACUUCAAGAACGAACGCCACCGGAUCCGCAUCAACCAGAUCCAGAUGAAGGAGACAGCGGAAGAGCAAAAGUCGACCGAGCAGCGCGUGUUCUUGGAUCGAGAGCUCAUCCUGCAGGCGGCGGCGGUGCGCGUGCUCAAGGCCAAGAAGACGAUCAAGCAUUCGGAGCUGGUCAACGAGGUGGUGGAGCAGAUCAAGAGCCGCUUCACCAUCGAGCGCGCCGAGAUCAAGAAGGUGUUUGACAUCUUGAUUGAGAAGGAGUACAUGGAGCGCGUCGAGGGCGAGCGAGCGACGUACCGCUACCUUGCGUAG
This is a messenger RNA of Kalmanozyma brasiliensis GHG001, 2445 nucleotides long. RefSeq names its product Cullin, N-terminal. The transcript has a single exon. Bases 1 to 2445 code for a protein of 814 amino acids. NCBI's taxonomy places the organism in Eukaryota, Fungi, Basidiomycota, Ustilaginomycetes, Ustilaginales. Gene Ontology annotation, molecular function: ubiquitin protein ligase binding. Gene Ontology annotation, biological process: protein ubiquitination; DNA damage response; ubiquitin-dependent protein catabolic process. The record is from RefSeq and is a predicted model, not a curated record. Gene Ontology annotation, cellular component: Cul4-RING E3 ubiquitin ligase complex.